Messenger RNA from Anoplophora glabripennis (Asian longhorned beetle), 1223 nucleotides. RefSeq names its product tryptophan--tRNA ligase, mitochondrial (gene TrpRS-m). The record is from RefSeq and is a predicted model, not a curated record. The coding region runs from base 16 to 1143 and encodes 375 amino acids. Gene Ontology annotation, biological process: mitochondrial tryptophanyl-tRNA aminoacylation. The transcript has 8 exons. NCBI's taxonomy places the organism in Eukaryota, Metazoa, Arthropoda, Insecta, Coleoptera, Cerambycidae. Gene Ontology annotation, cellular component: mitochondrion; mitochondrial matrix. Gene Ontology annotation, molecular function: tryptophan-tRNA ligase activity; ATP binding.
AUUAAAAUUUUCGACAUGUUAACUAGGAAUAUUUUAAGAAAAGGUUUAAAACACGCCGUUCCCUGUAAAUUAUUCUCCACUGUUACCUCUAACGUCACAAAAGCAGAACUGCACCCCAGAAGAAUAUUUUCAGGUAUCCAACCAACAGGAGCUAUACAUUUAGGAAACUACUUAGGAGCCAUAGCGCAAUGGGUAAAAUUUCAGCAACAAAACGAAGAUAUGAUACUGAGCAUAGUCGAUCUGCAUGCAAUGACGAUACCACAUGAACCGAAAAAGUUAUCUGAGAAUGUCAUGCAAAUAACGGCCACCCUUUUGGCUUGCGGAAUAGAUCCAGAAAAGGUUAUUUUGUUCCAGCAAUCGGCGGUGCCUGCACACACUGAACUUUGUUGGUGUUUAGGAUGUGUUUCAACAAUGGCUAGGCUAGGGCACCUUCCUCAAUACAAAGAAAAAUCCAGGGAUAUGAAAGAUAUACCUCUUGGACUGUUUGUGUAUCCUGUGCUACAAACUGCCGAUAUUCUUCUUUAUAAGGCAACUCAUGUCCCUGUAGGAGAGGAUCAAGUGCAACAGAUCCAACUUGCUCAGGAAUUGGCGAGGAUGUUCAAUAACCGAUUUGGCGAUACGUUUCCUGUUCCACACUCAAUCGUGACAGGUACCAAGUACGCUCGAUUAAGGAGUCUCAGAGAUCCCGACAAGAAAAUGUCGAAAUCAGAUUCUGAUCCAAAGAGUAGGAUAUGCUUGACGGAUAAACCUGAUGAUAUAGUGAGAAAUAUAAAGAAAGCAGUGACAGAUUUUACUUCUGAGGUUACAUAUGACCUAGAGGAACGACCCGGGGUUUCUAAUCUUAUCAGUAUACAUUCGUUUAUUACAAGUAAAACUGUGGAUGAAAUAUGUGAGGAAGCAAAAGGCUUAAGCACUGGACAGUAUAAAAUGGUGGUAGCCGAUGCGGUUGUUUCGUAUAUUAACCCAAUCCGGGAAAAAAUAUUGUACUACCUGUCGGAACAGCAGUAUUUGUUAGACGUAUUGAGGAAAGGAAGCGAAAAAGCUGUAGAUAUAUCUGAAAGGAAUAUGGAGGAAGUACGGUACAAGUUGGGAUUGAAGUUUCAUGCUAAGAGCAAAGAUAAGAUUAAACUAAAUGUAUCGUAAUAGUUUAGGUGUGUCAAUUUUUAUUAAAACUUGUUUUAUAUUAUGAACCGUGUAAAAAUUAAUAAAAUAACUUAAAAAUU